Saccharomyces kudriavzevii IFO 1802 is the source of this 474-nucleotide messenger RNA. It is a transcript of the gene MRPL25, whose product is annotated as mitochondrial 54S ribosomal protein mL59. Gene Ontology annotation, cellular component: mitochondrial large ribosomal subunit. Bases 1 to 474 code for a protein of 157 amino acids. Gene Ontology annotation, molecular function: structural constituent of ribosome. The record is from RefSeq and is a predicted model, not a curated record. The transcript has a single exon. NCBI's taxonomy places the organism in Eukaryota, Fungi, Ascomycota, Saccharomycetes, Saccharomycetales, Saccharomycetaceae.
AUGUCAUACAAGCAAUAUUUUGAUAAGUUACCUUCGAAAUUAAAGUCAUUUUUCCAAAGAUAUCCGCCUUCAAUCAAGUAUUCUUCAGUGUCAACAUCAACCAAGGCCAUCGAUGCCAACCCCUUCUUGCCGAAUAAGCACCCGGUAACGGAGCGGUUCCAUGACCCAAAAUAUUCACUAAGAAGGAUGAGUGACGUAUAUAAGUUGGCAGUGCGCUAUGGAGUACAAGAGUUUUUACCACCUAUCGAAAAUACGAAGAAAGUUUUCUUCGAAGAGAAAUACGAUAAGAAGACUUUCAUGAAGGGUGUCCUAAUGCCUAAAGGUCAUAAACAUGAAUUGAAAUCAAACGAGAAGUUAAAAAAGCGCGAAGAGGCUUUGAAGAACAUAGACGAUUUGAUUGCUUCCAAGAAGGGUUCGAAGUAUGCCAAGAAAUUAGAUAAAAUGAAAAAAACCCAAAGUAUAGGCUGGUUCUGA